UCGUUUAAUCAACAACAUUAAGGAGACGACAGUUCAAACUUGCGAAAAUUUAAGCUAGUUCCGGUGUCUCUGUCUAAUUGUAACGCGUUCAUCCCGGGUUUGGAGAGUGUUCUAUCUCAGGGCGUGUAAGCACAACAUCCUGAAUACAAUGGGUGGUCGAGGACGAGGCCGCGGCGCUCGGAAUCGCGCUCGAGGCCGACCUCCACUUCCCCAUGCCGCCCAUGCCGCUCGUCGAGAACCACUCGAAGAGGAUGCGGACGAGGCUGCCUUGGCAGAAGCCAUUCGUCUGAGUCUGGCCGAGACUGAGAGUGAUCCGGAGGAGGAGGACUUGAGGCAGGCCAUCCAAGCCAGCCUUCGUUCGGCGGGAUUGCGGCCUGAAGAUGCUCACCAUCUCAAUCCGCUCUUGGAUCAUCUUCAUCCAGAUCAAUCAGCCAUUGACAAGGAACCCGAUCACGAGGUUGUGGAUGCGAAUGACGAUGAGCCUUCUUCUUCGACGUCUUCAGUGGUGAAAAAAUCGCAUGGGGUGCGAUCGACUCGAUCCAGCCGAUAUCGCGCACAGGCGGAAUCCGCGGCGAAGAAGAAUCCCAGUCCGCCCUCACCCAAUGGAUCGAAUUCGGCCUUGGAAAUAGACCUGAAUGAAGAAGAAGAUGAGGAAAUGGAGGGUCCCUCUUCCACUCAAACAAUGGAGUCUCGCUCCAAAUUGGAGAUUCAAAUCGUCACGGCCGCUCAAGGCGGUCGGGGGAAGAAUCCAGUUUUUGGACGCGUGGAAACGUACAUCCGGAAUGCUUUUGACAACGCGGAACUGCCGUCACCCACCAUCAAGAAGAUGGAAAUCCUCAUGAGUAAUGCUAAUCUUGAGCGCGACUUUCAUACUUGCCAACAGAACCUGAAUCCCUCGGAAAAUGUCCCAUCCUUGCUCUUCCAUGCCGCUGAGCAAGCCAAAUUGGGCUCGGAAUUCGUUCUCAAACAUAACUUGUCCUGCACUCACUCGACAGGACGAAAACCCUACGGACCGGGGUUGUACUUUACAGCCUUACCUUCAAUUCAAGACGUGUCCGAGUUUGCAGUUCUCGUGUGCCAGGUCCUUAAGGGGAAAGAGUUCUUGGACGACACGAGUGCUCCCAUUCCCAAUGAGUUUCACUCUAAAUCCGUGGACCAUGGCGGAAAUUUGUCGGAAGAUCAAGGUGCCGUACCCACGAUUGGACCCAAGAUGAUACACGUCAUCCCAGACUCAAACCAAAUCUGCCCUCUGGCUAUUGUUCAUUGUUCGUUUUCCAAGAAAGCCUUGCAAGGCUGGGGAGGCCGAGAGUUGAGACACAAAUUAAAUUGGUUCCCCAAAGAGGCAUACAGUUAUGACUUUGCCGGCCAACUCCACGCGAUUACCCAUGAUGUAAGCCAGACUGCUCAAGUCUCUGACAAUGGCGGUAGCACCAACACGAUUUUGAACGAUGACCAAGUGGCCAAACAACUCCGUGAGAUGUUUGAGCCCUCGCUUCAGCUUCACGAGAACGGCAAAUACUUAAAGGCAUGUCAGGCCAUCAAAACCAAGCUUUAUCCACAUCAAAUGUUUGCUCUAGCAUGGAUGGCACAUCGGGAAAACAAUAAAAUGGACGGAGUUCGAGGGGGUAUUCUGGCCGAUGACAUGGGCCUCGGAAAAACGUUGAGUAUUUUGGCACUGAUUUUGGGAAACUUCCACGACUCGAGACCCAUGGCCAGGCCACAACCAGGAUUUACCCGCGUCUUAAACAAAGAAGUUCAGAGAUACCUACCGCCAAAGCUCAAAGCGAGAGGCCCUGAUCAAAACGAGUGUUUCAAGAAGGCCUUGAAGGAGGUGGGACGUAAGUGCGCGUCAGUGUCCAAUUCGGCAAAUUUGGAUCUGAGCAAGAUGAUGGGUGUGAUGGCUCGUGAGAGUAAAGAUCGUUUCCAAAAAGUGAAAUCUUCCAAAAAAGCCCAACCAGAGGUCUUCUUUGUGAAAUCUUUAAAUGACGAGCUCGAGGAAUUGGACGAAAGUCUCAUUGACCAAGACGAUUCUGAUGACGAAUUCGACUCAAUGAUUAUGAGCGGAAGUAAAAGUCUGUCUGAGAAACUUGGGUUCAAUUCUGAAAAAGUACCAGCCACCAAAUCGAGCUCUGUUGUAUUAUCUCAUUUCCACGAUGGACUCAGUGAUGACGAGGAAUAUCAAAACAUGAGUGAACAAGAACGGAACAACCUUCUUCGGCCGUCUCUAAAUCUGGAUGGAGCCCACGAGCUCUCUACCUCAGAGAGUGAACCAGACCUGCCCGAAUCCACCUCAGAUGGAGUCAUCGAAAAAAGAAAGAGAAAUAAACGGUCCCAGUCCAAAUUUCAGCCCCCUUCUAAAUCAAAGAAGAUCUACGAUGACAUUCUCGAGCUACCUGAUAUCAACACUCCAUCUUUGGAGCCUGAGCCUUCCAAACCCACAAAGGAGAGUUUCUCUCCAUCCCAACUACCUGAUCAAACCGUUCCAAGUUUGACUGAUGAGGAAAAGAAACGUUUGGUCAUUCCUCGUCGAGACCCUGCCAUUUGUGGGACACGAAGACGAGCCACCCUCCUCGUCACACCCUCAUCGUUAAUCUCCCACUGGAUCGAACAAAUCGAGACUCAUGUCGACAAAAGGGUGGAAUUAAAAGUGUUUGUUCAUCACGGACUUUCGAAGGCUCUAAUUGGCAACGAGCUUGAAGAUCAGGACGUGGUGAUUACCACAUACGGAACUCUAAUGUCAGAAUACAACACCAGCUCUAGUGCACCCUUGCUCAAAUGUCGAUGGCUCCGAGUUUGUUUGGACGAAGGACACCAAAUCAAGAACUAUCGCGCCAAAACUUCCAAAGCAGCCUUGGAACUCGACACCCAGAGAAAAUGGAUCAUUUCUGGAACGCCAAUCCAAAAUAAUCUCUCUGAAUUGUGGUCGUUGCUCUCUUGGCUAGAGUUAGAGCCAUACGCCACCUCAAGAUCCUUGUUUAAGCAACAGAUUGAAACCCCUGUCAAGCAAGGCCAUCCCCACGCCAUUCAGCGUUUGCAAACCGUUGUGCGGGCAAUUUGUCUACGAAGGACGAAAAACGAUCAAAUCAAUGGCAAGCCUUUGGUGAACUUGCCCAACAAAACCGUGGAAGUUCAAAUGGUGGACUUCAAGAAAGAGGAGAAGAUCGUUUACGAUGCUUACUUAAGCCAUGGCCGAGAGAUUAUCGCAAGAUACAUGAGACGAGGAACUUUGCUCAAAAAUUAUGCUCAUGUGUUCGCCGUGAUGAUGCGAUUGCGGCAACUGGCCUGUCAUCGGGACUUACUCCCCGUUGACUGGAAGGAUAUUAAUUUGAACGAGCUGGACGAAUUGGCCAAAAAAGAUCUGAGCCCCCCUGAAGCCAUGAAUCCAGAGCAAGCAGAGCACGCCAAAAGAUUGGCCGAGCAAUUACGUGACAUGAUCCGCAACGGUAUCUCGGAUGAGUGCGCUAUUUGCUUGGGCGACUUUGACCACCCGGUGAUCACGCCAUGUGGACACAUCUAUUGUAAACCAUGCAUAACCACUCACAUUGAAGCAUUGCGCCCUCCAGCAUUGUGUCCGUUAUGUCGUGGGGAUAUCUUGGCCAGCCAGCUUCUCGAGGCUGCGCCCAAUGAUGAAGACGAUAGUUUGGAUGACAAAGAUCUCGAGGAUUUCGAGGACAUCGUGGUCGAGGAGUCUUCCUCCAAAAUCAAUGCUCUGAUCAAGCAAAUGGAACUUGAUCGAAGUGCCGCCAAACCAGGCAAAGUCAUCAUUGUCAGCCAAUUCACCAGUUUAUUGUCUAUCGUCCAGCCAAUUUUGACCGACCGCAACUUUUCAUGGAUUCGUCUGGAUGGGUCUAUGAAUUCCAAACAACGAUCUGCCGUGGUUGCCGAAUUUCAAGAUAAAUCUCAAGAUACCGCGGAAGUGUUGUUACUCUCGUUAAGAGCAGGCGGUGUGGGCUUAAAUUUGACUGCCGCCACUCGUUUGUUUCUCUUAGAUCCGGCUUGGAACCCGUCCACAGAAGAGCAAUGUUUUGAUCGUAUCCAUCGCUUGGGACAAAAAUUGGACGUGAAGAUCAUCAAGUUUAUCAUGAAGGACAGGUUAUGCGGUAUUUUUAGUAUCGAGGAAAGAAUGAUGGCCAUUCAGGAAAAGAAACGAGACCUCAUUUCCGGCGCUUUCCGUCAAAACGAAGCCGAACGGCGACAACAACGAAUUCAGGACAUCAGAGACGUGUUUGGACUCUAA
Messenger RNA from Tigriopus californicus, 4237 nucleotides. RefSeq names its product helicase-like transcription factor. The coding region runs from base 149 to 4237 and encodes 1362 amino acids. Gene Ontology annotation, molecular function: metal ion binding; ATP-dependent chromatin remodeler activity; ATP binding. The transcript has 11 exons. Lineage: Eukaryota; Metazoa; Arthropoda; Copepoda; Harpacticoida; Harpacticidae. The record is from RefSeq and is a predicted model, not a curated record.